Messenger RNA from Impatiens glandulifera, 1141 nucleotides. RefSeq names its product very-long-chain 3-oxoacyl-CoA reductase-like protein At1g24470. Gene Ontology annotation, cellular component: endoplasmic reticulum. Lineage: Eukaryota; Viridiplantae; Streptophyta; Magnoliopsida; Ericales; Balsaminaceae. The record is from RefSeq and is a predicted model, not a curated record. The transcript is spliced from 3 exons. Gene Ontology annotation, molecular function: ketoreductase activity. Bases 21 to 992 code for a protein of 323 amino acids.
CUCUCACAUAACACAUAAUUAUGAUAAAAGAGCAGCCUUUAUGGAUACUAAUUCCGGCUAUCAUCGGUUUCCUUCGUCUCUCCAAUUACAUACUAACUUUUGUAAUCUGGGUAUUCAUCACCUUCAUCAGAAAACCCAAAAAUCUGAUAAAAAAUUACGGGUCAUGGGCUCUGGUUACCGGAUCCACAGACGGGAUAGGAAAAUCCAUGGCAAUACAGUUAGCCGAACAAGGGUUAAACCUCGUACUAGUUAGCAGAGAUCUAGGAAAGUUGAAAUUAGUUUCGGAGUUAAUUUUGGGCAAAUAUAAGAAUACCCAGAUAAGAUGUGUGGCGGUGGAUUUAUCCGGCGCCGGCGAAGGAGUGAUUGCGGCGGUUGAGGCGGCGGUGAUGGGUAUUGAUUUGGGUGUUGUGGUGAAUAAUGCAGGAGUGACUUAUGAAGAAGCUAGAUAUUUUGAUGAGGUUGAGGAGAGAGAAUGGAUGAAUGUGGUGAAGGUGAAUUUGGAAGGGACAACUAGGGUUACGAAAGUUGUUUUGAAAGGGAUGAUGGAAAGGAAGAGAGGUGCGAUUGUUAAUGUUGGAUCUGGUGCUGCCAUUGUUGUUCCUUCUCAUCCUUUGUUUGCUGUUUAUGCUGCAACUAAAGCGUAUAUUGAUAAGUUCUCAAGUAGCCUCCACAUGGAAUACAAGGAAUUUGGGAUACAUGUCCAAUGCCAGGUUCCUUUGUAUGUUUCAACAAAGAUGGCAGCAAAAGUUGCAUUCUUGAAAGGCAAUCCGACGAUGUUCGUGCCUUCGUCGGACGACUACGCGAGGGCAGCAAUCCGACGCAUCGGUUAUGAAUCGAGGUGCACCCCUUAUUGGACCCAUUCCUUUCAAUGGUUUCUUGUCUCAUUGUUGCCGGAGUUUGUGAUCGAUGCAUGGCGCCUCUCCAUAGGAAUCCAAAGAAGAGAAAAAGGGAGGAGACACCGAUCACAUAAUAGACUACAUAGUACUAGUUAACUGUUAUUCAAGGUGACCCUGAUCGGAUCUAAUCGAGUCGGGUUUAUGUUUUUCUUUCUUUCUCGAUAUUGUUGGUAAUAAAACAUUACUUUUCAUCAACUUGCUAGUUUGUACUGAUGGUAAAUUCAGCAGAAUAAUACUUAAUUGUU